AUGUUUCCUAUAAUACGUUCCAGACUUAUAGUGGGACCGAUCUCGGAGAGUAUUUUCUCCAGGCUUGGUGCUUUCGGGGUCAAUAGUUUAAACUAUACCAGCGCCAGAUAUUAUUGCACAAAUAGUACUCGUUACUUCAACAAGCAGCAAGAUAAUAAAAGUGAUCUGGUUAGCAAGCUUUCCAUAACGUCUAAUCAUAAUGAGUUGCAUAAGGCUUUGGAGAAUUCCAACUCUUUGAAACAGCAUCUUGAAAUAACGAAAAUACGCAAAUUGCAAAUUAAAGAGGAAGAAAAACAAAAUCUUUCAAAUAACAAAAAGAGCUUUAAAGAGAAUUUGAAAACUAUUGGUAGAAUAUUAAAAUUGGGGAAACCUGAUCUUAGGCUAUUCUUGUACGCGUUGGCAUUUAUUCUUUUUGCUGUUUUAUAUCCAACUACUGCAGUAAAAUUAGUUGGGGCCGCUAUAGAUGCAUUUAAUGAUAACUUGAAAGAUGAAGAUGGAGACUUGUUGAUCUGGGGUUAUAAAUAUUCUACUGUUUUCAGUGUCAUGGUUCCAUUUAUGUGUGUGAGUGCCGUUUGUUUUUGGGCAAGAAUUUGGGUAUUGAAAUUAUUAGGUGAACGAUUAGUGGCUAGAUUAAGAUUAAGAGUAAUGAAACAUUUAUUACGCCACGAUGCUGCCUUUUAUGAUAACGAAAAACAUAAAGUUGGUGAUUUGAUCUCUCGUUUGUCAAGUGAUGCAUAUGUUGUUUCAAGAUCAAUCACUGGUAAUUUACCUGAUGGUUUGAAAAAUAUGUUAUUCGGAAUUAUUAGUUCUUAUAUGAUGUUUAGUAUCAAUCCUUUAUUAUUCUGUGUUAUGCUCUUGAUUUCUCCUCCUAUUACUUUUGGUUCUGUUUGGUAUGGUGAAAAAAUUAGAUCAUUAUCUACUCGUCUUCAAAAUGCCACUGCUGGUUUGACCAAAGUAAGUGAAGAAACUCUUAAUUCAGUCAAAUUGGUCCAAUCAUUUACUGCAGAACAAAAAGAAUUAACCAAGUAUUCCGACCAAUUAAGAAAUGUUAUAAAUGUCGCUAGAAAAGAAGCUUUAGCUCAAUCGAAUUACCUGGUUUCCAUUUAUUCUUUGUACCAUUCCGGUUAUUUAUCCUGUAUUGCAUUGGGUGUCUAUUUAAUCUUGAAUGGUCAAAUGACAACUGGUGAUGUUGUUGCUUUCACCAUGUAUUCUGAAUUGUUUAACCUGGCCUUAUAUAGUUUGACCACUACAUAUAUGGAAUUAAUGAAAGGCUCGGGGGCUGGUACUAAAUUAUUCGAUUUAGUUGAUCAUAAAAAUGAAGUACCUCCAGUCUUGGGUGAAAAGCUUCCAGCUUUUAUGAAGAAUGAUAUAGAAUUCAGAGAUGUUCAAUUUAGUUAUCCUACUAGACCUCAUGAUUUAAUUUUUGAUGGUUGUUCAUUCAAAAUUCCAGCUUCUUCGAGUACUUGUUUUGUUGCCCCUUCAGGUUGUGGUAAAUCAACAGUUGCCCUUUUACUACUCAGAGCUUAUAAUAUUUCAAAAGGUGAGAUCUUAAUUGGCGGUCAUAAUAUAAAUAAACUUCAAGUUCGUGACUUAAGAAGAUCAGUAAUUGGUAUUGUUCAACAAGAACCAAUUUUAUUAUCUGGUAGUAUCCUUGAAAAUAUCGUUUAUGGUUUAACUCCUUCACAAAUAAGUCAAUUAACCAUGGAUGAUAUCAUUGAAGUGUCUAAACAAGCCAAUUGCCAUGAUUUCAUUUCAGCAUUUCCUGAAGGAUACGAUACCAUAAUUGGAGCUCGUGGAGCAUCAUUAUCUGGUGGUCAAAAACAAAGAGUCGCUAUUGCUAGGGCUUUAAUCAAAAGACCUUCUAUUCUUAUUUUAGAUGAAGCCACAUCAGCUUUAGAUUCUAAACUGGAAAGUCUUAUCAAUGAAACAUUGAAAAACUUGACAUCUCAGGGAAGAAUGACCAUUAUUUCGAUUGCACAUAGAUUAUCUACCAUUUCCAAAUCGGAAAACGUUGUUGUUUUAGGUAAGCAUGGUAAAGUUGUUGAACAAGGUAGAUUUGUUGAAUUAUUUAGUAAUCCUCAAUCUGAAUUAUCUAAAUUACUUGACGAAUCAAGCUCCAAAGAAUCAAAAGAUGAAAGUUUAGAUGAUGAAGACGUGGAAGAAGUUAAAGAAGAUGACGAACAACGUAAACUUGAUGAAGAAGCUUUAAGAAUUGAAAAGGAACAGAAACAACAAAGUGAAAUGGAAAUUGUCAGAUCAAUGAUUGAUGAUUUACCUUAUGAUCUCAGAGCUCAACUUGUGCAACAAGUUUCAAAGGAAUUCGAAGAUGAUAAAAAGGCAGCAGUUCUGGAAAAGAAACUGGAUGAUAACAACAUUGUUUCAUAG
This is a messenger RNA of Hyphopichia burtonii NRRL Y-1933, 2385 nucleotides long. RefSeq names its product Mdl2p (gene MDL2). Gene Ontology annotation, cellular component: membrane. Gene Ontology annotation, biological process: transmembrane transport. Lineage: Eukaryota; Fungi; Ascomycota; Pichiomycetes; Serinales; Debaryomycetaceae. The coding region runs from base 1 to 2385 and encodes 794 amino acids. Gene Ontology annotation, molecular function: ATP hydrolysis activity; ATP binding; ABC-type oligopeptide transporter activity. The transcript has 2 exons. The record is from RefSeq and is a predicted model, not a curated record.